UUUAGUCGGUAAUGUGGCACGGGCGAGUCAGGGCGGGGCGGGCCGGUGUUUGUUUUUAUUAUAAUAGCUAUUAUUAAAUUCCGCGGGGGCUCGCGAAGGAAACUGGAGGACGAGCGAGACUGCACGCGAGUGUUCGGAUAUCGCGCAGGCCUUUUGUUCGGGAGGACGCCCGAGUGCGAGCGUGCGGGGCGAUGAAGACGCUGGAAUGAUUGUCCCUGAACGGAUCCCUUAAAUAUUUAUUUAUUUAUUCCCCUCACUGUUUUGGAGUUUGGAUUUCACUACAUUUCCUUUCGGAGCGCAUCAGCCCGGGUCGCGAGGAUGGACCAGGCCAGCGUCCUGCGGAAGUUCAUCCGGGGGGUCGAGACCAUGAGAACCGGGGAACAGCAGGGCGAGGACAACUUCGGAACCGACUUCAUGAGGUUGCGGAGACUAUCGACCAAGUACAGAACCGAGAAGAUCUAUCCGACCAACGUGGGAGAACGAGAGGAGAACGUCAAGAAGAACCGAUACAAAGACAUACUGCCCUUUGACCACAGUCGAGUGCGUGUGACGUUAAAAACAUCCAAUCAGGAUUCAGAUUACAUCAACGCAAACUUCAUCAAGGGUAUGGAGGGUCCAGAGACGUACAUCGCCACCCAGGGGCCACUGCCCAACACCAUCAUCGACUUCUGGAGGAUGAACUGGGAGAACAACGUCACGGUCAUCAUAAUGGCAUGUCGGGAGUUUGAGAUGGGGAGGAAAAAGUGUGAGCGCUAUUUUCCCAUGUUUGGUGACGAGCCAAUGACCUUCGGCCCAUUUAAGAUCUCCUGUGAAUCUGAACAACCCAGAACAGACUACUUUAUCCGCUCACUCACGGUGGAGUUUGAGAAUGAGACCCGUAAACUGACCCAGUUCCACUACAUCAACUGGCCGGACCAUGACGUGCCGUCGUCCUUCGACUCCAUUCUGGACAUGAUCGGACGCAUGCGCCAAAUACAGCAGCACGACCCCACGCCCAUCUGCGUCCACUGCAGUGCGGGUUGUGGGAGAACUGGAGCCAUAUGUGCUAUUGACUACACCUGGAACCUACUGAAAGCUGGAAAGAUUCCAGAAGACUUCAACGUCUUCCGGCUCAUUCAGGAGAUGCGCACGCAGAGGCACUCAGCUGUGCAGACCAAGGAGCAGUACGAGUUGGUUCACCGGGCGAUCGCUCAGCUGUUUGAGAAGCAGCUGCGAGUUCUGGAGAGUCCGAGUGCUGACAUCACAGAUGACAUCACAGAUGACAUCACAGACGACCUGGACGAGGGGCGGAGUCCCGACAAACCAGCGGCCAAUGAGGACGAGGAGAGAUGGGACACGCCCCCUCCCAAACCACCACGCAUACGCAGUGGCCAGACGGAGGGUUGCGUGCGUGAGGAGAUCCUGCAGCCCCCUGAGCCGCGCCCCGUCCCCCCGAUCCUGACGCCGUCGCCGCCCUCCGCGUUUCCCACGGUGACCAACGUCUCGUCCACCAACGACCGCUACCACCCCAAACCCGUGCUGCACGUGCUCUCUGCCGCCGCCGCCGCCCGCGCCCAAUCACAGGGCCCCGAGGAGGACCGGGGGGCGGAGCCGGACCACGCGGAGGCCGACGCCCACGCUAACGCUAGCGCUAGCCCCUCCCCCGAGUGCGGGCGCGUGGAGCGGAAGCUGAGCAUCGAGAUCAAGAAGGUUCCGCUGCAGGAGGGGCCGGUCAGCUUCGCCCCCCCCCCCCGCCGCCGGCUGGGGUCAGGGGUCGCCACGGGCGGCGUGCUGCAGCGAAGCCACGCCUUCAAGGCCCGGGGCUCCUCCCCUAGCAACAGCAGCCCCGCCCCUAGCAACAACACCUCCAGCUCGGCCCUGACCAGCAGCAGCUCGCUGUCGGAGGACGAUGGUCUAAGCUCCGCCCCCCCGCGCCCAAACCACCUCCCAUUGGUGGAGAGGGAGAAGGGAGGACAUGCCUCCUGGGGUCAGUCCAGCCCCCCCACCCCUGAGCACACACACACACUCACCAACACACACACACACACACACACGCCCCCCGUGGCCUUGAGCUUCACCAACCCGCUGCACUCCGACCACUCGGACGCCGAGGCCGACGCCCCCUCCCCGCCCCACUCCGCCGUCUCCACGGCAACCGGCUCGGUGUCACCCGCCCCCCCAGGUGAUGAUGUCAUCACCACGCGCCGCGUCAACUCCCUCUCCAUCGCCGGGCAAUCAGCAACCACACAAUCAAACAGCGACGCGAGCGAGGAGUCGCCCCCUCCUCUCCCAGAACGGACCCCCGCCUCCUUCCUGUUGCCCUCAGACCCCUCAGAGCCGCUGGGAUCCACUGGUUUGGCUUUAUGGAGCAGCAGCCCCACUGACCAACACACACGCCACAGUCCUGAG
This is a messenger RNA of Sardina pilchardus (European sardine), 2388 nucleotides long. Its product is annotated as tyrosine-protein phosphatase non-receptor type 12-like. Lineage: Eukaryota; Metazoa; Chordata; Actinopteri; Clupeiformes; Clupeidae. Gene Ontology annotation, biological process: peptidyl-tyrosine dephosphorylation. Gene Ontology annotation, molecular function: non-membrane spanning protein tyrosine phosphatase activity. The record is from RefSeq and is a predicted model, not a curated record. Gene Ontology annotation, cellular component: nucleus; cytoplasm.